UACCCGUCCUCCUUGGCCUCCCCCGAAGCCCAGAGCGGCUGGGACCCCUCAGGUCACUACACAUUUGCGCAGACUUUUCCUUCCCAGCACAGUCGGGGACUCCCCGCCCCGCCGGGUGGGUUCCCCGUCUAAGAAAGGUGAGCGGAGAGAGGGCCUGGCGCUGUCCCGGGCUCACGGCGCGUCCCGCACGCAGCAGGUGCACCUGGCCGGAGUAAAAGCCCGCGCCCCGCCGCCUCCCGGGGACUUCGCGGCGCCCUCGGACCCCAGCGAGCUGCCGGAAGCGGCAGGGCCGCCCUCCUCCCCGCGGCGCCCGCCGUCUUAUCUGGGCGCCUCCAGGGCCCCGGGAGAAGUCGCGGGGGCACCGGGAGGGACGCGGCGGCAUGGGCCGUGGGCCCCGAGGCGGCGCGGGCCGCCCGCCUCGCCGCCUGCUGUCGCUCCUGCUACUGCUGGGCCUGGCCGGUGGUGCCGCCGGAGCGCCGGGCGCCGACGUUUAUGAUUCAGACUUAGAUAUUUGUGCUACCUGCCAUGAACACGCUACAUGCCAGCAGAGAGAUGGGAAGAAGAUCUGUAUUUGCAACUAUGGAUUUGUGGGCAACGGGAGGAUGCAGUGUGUAGACAAAGAUGAGUGUCAGUUUGGAGCCACUGUGGUCUGCGGGAACCACACAUCUUGCCACAACACCCCUGGUGCUUUCUACUGCGUUUGCCUGGGAGGCUAUCGAGCCACAAACAACAACAAGACAUUCAUUCCCAAUGACGGCACCUUCUGCACAGACAUCGAUGAGUGUGAAGUUUCUGGCCUGUGCAGGCACGGAGGACGCUGCGUGAACACUCAGGGGAGCUUUGAAUGCCACUGUAUGGAUGGGUAUUUGCCCAAGAAUGGGCCCUCGCCUUACCACCCAGCCAGAGACGCCACACUGUGCACAGAAAUAGACUGUGGCACCCCUCCCGAAGUCCCAUAUGGCUACAUUGUAGGAAAUUUCACCUCUCGGCUGGGCAGCCAGGUUCAUUAUGCCUGCAAAGAUGGAUUUUUCAGUGCCACCAAAGACACAGUUUCAAGCUGCACAGCCUUGGGUACAUGGGAGACCCCCAAAUUAUACUGCCAAGAGAUCGACUGUGGCAGCCCUCCACAAGUGCCGGCUGCCAUCUUGGUCGGGAACCCCAGCUCCAGCCCCGGCGCGGUGGCUCACUAUGAGUGCCAGGAGGGCUUUGAGAGCCCUGGAGGAAAGAUCACCUCUGUUUGCACAGCGAAAGGCGUCUGGAGAGAGAGCACUUUAACCUGCACAGAAAUGGUGACAGAGAUAAGGAAUGUAUCCGUGUUUAAUAACACUUGUGUGAGGUGGCAAACAAACUCAGGAAGAAUGAACUUGGAGAUCAUGUAUGUGAUACAUAUAAAAGGACAACGGUUGGACCCUAUGGAAGUAGUUCACGAGGAGACAGUCAACUUGACCACCGUCAGCAGGACCCCAGAAGUGUGCCUCGACCUGCACCCAGGCACCAACUACACCGUGAGCAUUUCUGCAGCUCCUCCCAGGCGCUCUGCAUCUGCCGUCAUUGUUUUCCAGACAGCUGAAGAUGACCUCUUAGAAGAUGAUGGACUUUUUAAUAUUUCAAUAUUUAACGAAACUUGUUUGAAACUAAACAGGCAUGCUGUCAAAGGCGGAUCAGAACGAAUGUACCAAUUUAGAGUUCUGGGCCGAAGGUGGUAUCUGGACGACUUUUAUCACACGCUAGCGUUCAACAUCACGACGAGGGAUGGAGCUCCGGUAGCGUGUUUGGACCUGUACCCGACGACUAAUUAUACAGUGACUGUCACCCUCCUGGGAUCUCCUGAGCAACACUCAGCGCAAGUCAUGAUAAGGACGGCACCGGCAGUGAAACAAACCAUCAGUAAUGUUUCAGUGUUUAAUGACACCUGCUUGAGAUGGAGAAGUCAGAAGACAGCUGAUACAGAAGAGAUGUACCUAUUCCACAUUUGGGGCCAGAGAUGGUAUCAGAAGGAAUUCUCCCAGGAAAUGGUCUUCAACACCACGAGCAGCAGCCAGGCGCCAGCCAUGUGCUUGGACCUGCGUCCGGGUACCAACUACAGUGUCCGCCUCCGGGCUUUGUCUGCUGAACUUCCCGUGCUCGUCUCCCUGACAACCCAGAUAACAGAGCCUCCUCUUCCGGAAGUAGAAUUUUUUACAGUACAUGGAGGGCCUCCGCCACGCCUCGCGUUGAAGAGAGUCAAGGAGAUGAAUGGUCCUAUCAGUUCAUAUCAGGUGUUGGUGCUUCCCCUGGCCCUGCAAAGCACAUUUUCUUGUGAUUCCGAGGGGGCUGCCUCAUUCUUUAGCAAUGGCUCUGAUGCUAAUGGGUACGUGGCUGCAGAAAUACCGGCCCAAGAUGUUCCAGAUGAUGCCGUUGUGGAGCUGUCUAUGGGAGACAGGCUGUACUAUGGGAAAUACUACAAUGCACCUUUGAAAACAGGGCAUGAUUACUGCAUCAUAUUACGAAUCACAAGUGAAUGGAAUAAGCCUUGUCGCCGCUGCCGCUGCUGCCGCAGAUGCUGGGUGUGGGACUGGGCUCCGUGGCCGCCGUGGUGCUUCUCGUGUUCCUCUCUUUCUCAGCAGUGUGAUGGCAGAUGGAGGUGCUACUGCCGGGGCAGGUGUUCUGACAGCCCGCACAGAGGCCCCAUGGGACUUCCAGCCGUGGAAUGUGUGCACCCACAUCUUUCCCCACUCGCUGCUUGGCCUCAUUCCUGGAUUCCAGAUGGUGACUGUCUCUGUAAAGUCCCGACCCCAGAGGGCUUCCCUGCGAUGGAACCAGUUCUGUGUCUUUGAGCCUGAAACUCCUGGUGCCCAGUGCCCAGGCUACAGGCCGCCUGGGUCUGGGCUGGGACCUCCUCUGAGCGAUGCCCGAGGGUCCGCUCCUUCGGACAAGAUCUCUGCCUUGGCCUCUAGAGCAGCUCUGUUCGUUGACUCAGAAUCCACUUAUGUCCAGCCUGCAGUGAGAUUGAGACAAGGGCAAACAUUUCAAGCAGCCCUUUCCCCAUAUUUAAUCAGUGUACUAAUUAGAAGAUCUAUGAGCCUGGUCGUGCCCUGUAAUUGUGUCAGGCAGCAUUGCUUCGGGACAAUUCUGCUUGUUCUGUAUAUUCAAAACUAAUGUCUGCAUUCCAAUAAGAAUUUUUUUUUUUUUAAAUUGGAGACUGUUCUUUCUUUGGUUUAUUCUUAUUACUGAAUAUCUCCUAAAAACACUCUGUGCCUCCCUUUGGGAAUUUGGGUUCAGUGGUACCGUAGUAACAAUGGGUUGAAACAGUAUCAAGUCCAUGGCCAACAUGUGUUGCAGGAGCUGGGGACCAUGCUAUCUGUAAUUUUUUUUUUUGUUUGUUUUUUGGACAGGCAGAGUGGACAGUGAGAGAGAGAGACAGAGAGAAAGGUCUUCCUUUGCCGUUGGUUCACCCUCCAAUGGCCGCCGCGGCCAGCGUGCUGCGGCCGGCGCACCGUGCUGAUCCGAUGGCAGGAGCCAGGAGCCAGGUGCUUUUCCUGGUCUCCCAUGGGGUGCAGGGCCCAAGCACCUGGGCCAUCCUCCACUGCACUCCCUGGCCACAGCAGAGAGCUGGCCUGGAAGAGGGGCAACCGGGACAGAAUCCGGUGCCCCGACCGGGACUAGAACCCGGUGUGCCGGCGCCGCUAGGCGGAGGAUUAGCCUAGUGAGCCGCGGCGCCGGCCAGCUAUCUGUAAUUUCUGUCUGUAAUCUCAGUAAUGAGCACCGUUACCACAUCAUGAACCAUGAAGCAUUAGAUACGAGCAGUCCCACACCAGCUGUCAGUGUGCUGAAUUCACAGAAGGGGUGUAUCCGAUUUCACUUUUAAAGUCUGAAUCAGUAUUUUUUUUAACUUUGCUCUCUGACAGUUAACUGCAAGGCUCAGCAAGAAAUGAAAGAAGAAAGGCAGAGGCUUGUGGCUUCUCUCCCUCUUCUUCCUCCCUUGGUCGACCUAGAGAAUAAAUAGCAUGGGGAGGAGGGCGAGGGUGGCUGCAUUGCACAACCUCAAGGAGUGGCAUCGUGAAUGUGGCCCUGGACUUGGGCACUGUUUGGUCCCCAGGGAAAGAGGCAAUCUUUCCAAUGCCACAGGCCAGUGUGUUCUCUACUGGCCUGCUGGGGACAGAUCCGAGACGCCUGGUCGUGUGGUUUGGAUUUGGUUUGUCCCCAUCACAGCUUAUGUUGAAAUGUGAUGGCUGCUGUGGUGGGGUUGCAUGUGGGGACUUGAAAAGAUGACUAGCAUGUUAAGAGGGAGUAACACCCUUAUUGCGAGGCUGGAUGGGUCACCAAAAGAGAGGAUGUUAUUGAAGUGAGCUCACCCUUCCCUCAUAUUUUAUCUCUUUACCCCACUCCCCCACUUACCUUGCAAUUUUCUGUCAUGCCAGAGGCAGAGCUGUACCAGUGCCAUGUUGUUGAACUUCCCAGUCCCCAGACCUAUGGGGAGAGAGAGAGAGAGAGAGAGAGAGACCUACCCAGCCUCCUGCUAAUGUAUCUGGGAAGGUGUCAGAUGCUGGCCCAAGUGCUUGGGCCCCUGCCCCUCAUGUGGGAGACACAGAUGGAGUUCCUGGCUCCUGACUUCAACCUAGCCUAGUCAUGGCUGUUGCAGCUAUUUGGGGCAUGAACUAGUAAAUGGAGGAUUGAUCGGAGGAUUGAUUCUCUAUCUCUCUCUCUCUCUCUUUCUCUCUCUUCCUCACUGUGUCUCUCUGCCUUUCAAAUAAAUAGAUCUCAAAAAAAAAAAAAAGAUAACCAGUAAACAAAACUCUUCUUGCUCUCAUGUGAAUUAUAGAGUAUUCAAAAGGCUCAUACAGAUAACUCUAUUCAUUUUUCGGUGCAAAAAUUCACACCCUCACUGUUUUUGUAGCUCUCUUACUCAAUUUGGAGUCAUUACAAAUUAUUGUGGUCAGUACAGGGCAGGACCACAGAUGAGAAAGGACUUAAAGACCAUCUCUGUCAGAAGAGAGAAUCUGACCCCCACCUCACCCCCUUAUUUUUUUAAAACUGUAUGUUUCUGUAACUCCUCUGAUUUCUAGCUCUAGAAUUAACUGCCAAAGACACAGUUGUCCACAUGAAAACUUAGCAUAAUUGUCAUAGAGAGGAAGAAAUGCCACCUGCCCAGACUCAAACGUCUCUGGAUAAAAUAUUAAGUAAAGCAUCAACUUCUGGGUACAGCACUGAAACGUAAAAAUAGUUCCUGUCAGAUGACUGAAGUGGCCACGCCAUGGACUGUGUCAUUUCCUGUAACUGCUGCAAAUUACCAUGCAGAGUGGCUCAGCAUUAAUGCUUAAGAGACUGGUGUUGAGCAUUUUCAAAAAGGAUGCAUAAUUUCUCUGUAGUUCUUUAAAAAUUAGUUUUCUCAUAAUCACAAAGAUGACUUGAAGUUCUCUAAAUUUGCCUGCUAGCUUUACCACAGUACCAUUUAAAAUUUUUUAAUUAGUUUUAACAGAUUCAAUGUGAUUUGUAGAUGCAAUUCUAAGAACACAAUGAUAUUCCCUUCUUCUCUCCCUCCUUCCUAGCCCCUCCCAUCCUCCUCCCUUCUCUUUUUUUUAUUUUUUGAGAUAGCAUUUUAAAUAUACAUUAUGGUAAAAAGGCUUAAUACUUCACCAAAUAAGUUUGACAAAUAAAAAGCAAAAAGACCCUAGUUUAGUGGGAAUAUAGACAAUGGCUAUAAAACAGUAAUUGAAUGAAAAAAUGACCACUUCACCCAUAUGAAGUAAUCUUAAUCACAGGAGAUUAAAACUAUGAUAGAAUAACAUUCUUAACCAUUGGUUUGACAAAGGUAUAAAAGUUUUACAAAACUAUAUUUGCAUCAGUACCGAUCACACAGAUUG
Oryctolagus cuniculus (rabbit) is the source of this 5843-nucleotide messenger RNA. RefSeq names its product sushi domain containing 1 (gene SUSD1). Lineage: Eukaryota; Metazoa; Chordata; Mammalia; Lagomorpha; Leporidae. Gene Ontology annotation, molecular function: calcium ion binding; protein binding. The record is from RefSeq and is a predicted model, not a curated record.